AUGGUGUCCUUUUCCUGCGAGGCGUGUGGAGAUGUCCUCACGAAAAAGAAGCUCGACCCUCACCGCGGUCAAUGCCGAGGCGCGUCCUACACUUGCAUUGACUGUAUGGUCCAUUUCUAUGGCACUGAGUACAGAGCCCAUACGUCGUGCAUGUCCGAGGAACAAAAGUAUCAAGGUGCGCUGUACAAGGAGAAACCCGCCAAGGGUCAAAAGAAGGGCCAGAACAACAAGAACGCAAAUGCAAAGGCCAAUGCCAAUGCGCGCAACCAGCAACCUCGAGUGGAGUCCGCCUCCGAGUCUGACAAUGUCAUUGUGAAAUCCGUUGAUGCGCCGCCCCCACCAGCACCCACGCCCCCACCUGUGGUCGAGUCUAAGCCCACGGCCGAGGCCCUGAAAAACAGUGGCAAGGAUGUCAAUGUCUUUGAUUACCUUGUCACUGAGGAGACCCCCAAUGCGUCCAAGACCUCUCUGGCCCCUCCCAAGGAGCAGAUGUCCAUGGUCAAGGAGGCCCCGUCUCUGUUCAAGGCCAGCACCUCUCUGGCUAAGCUGGAUGCCAAGUCCGACGAUGAAGGUAAUUACGAUAUUGCCUACGAGGAGAACGGCUUUUCAUAUGGCGCCGACCCUAUUCCCCCAUCCAUGUAUCCUAGCAAUGUGCCUAAUGAUUCGACAGAGUUUGUUACUCCGGCACCUAAGAAAAAGAAGGAUCGCCGCAAGGAGGAAAAGCGCGCACCUGGCUCUGUCAGCGAGAAGAAGCGCAAGCGUGGCCAAGAGGAAACCUUUAACAGUCCUCAGCAGGAUAUCGACACUGAUAUGAUGGAUGCCCCAUCGAGUGUUAUCAACAACGCCGGAACCCCGAUUCUCAACCACUCUGGCCUUACCGGCGGCUUGAACCGUAUGAUGCGCUCGCCUUCGCACGAACUUGACGAUACCCCGGCUCAUGGUUCCCCCCAUGGCAACGGUGAUCCCGGCUUGGGCAUCACUAUCAAGAACCGGGCUGAGCGUCUGGUCUCUUCCAUGUUCGGCGGCACCGGAUCUGUUAUCUCUGCCAGCAGUGACCAAGGUUCUCGCCCAGUUGUUCGCUCUCGCCGUGGCAGCGACUCCAGUGGUGAUGUCCAACUCGAAGUGCGCAAGAAGAAAUCCCACCGCACCCGUACCGCGUCGGAUAACCUCGGUGAAAGCCGCAAAUCGAAGCGCAAGAGCUCCAACCCUACUGACGGUGACCGACCUUCUCGCCGUCUCAAGCAAACUGAUGACGACCCACACCACGACAACCACGAGGUCACUGUUUACAGACAAUCCAAGCCCCCGGCCCGCGCAGAGGACGUUAUGCCGCGUGAACUGGCGGGACAUUUCCUGUCUCUCGUUUCCCGCGACACUGAACGCGGCUGCUCGGUGCACAAGGCCUUGAAGCGCUUCCACCGCGAUUUCACAGAUGGGUAUGUUGCUGACCGUAGCCGUGAUAAUAGAAGGAGUCAUGCUAAUCAUGAAUGUCGCAGUGAGGAUGAGAAGGAUCUCUGGCGUGCGUUGCGGUUAAGACGCAAUGACCGCGGCGAGAUCGUCGUUUUUGCUUAA
Messenger RNA from Penicillium malachiteum, 1572 nucleotides. Its product is annotated as LYAR-type C2HC zinc finger protein. Gene Ontology annotation, molecular function: DNA binding. The record is from RefSeq and is a predicted model, not a curated record. The transcript has 4 exons. Lineage: Eukaryota; Fungi; Ascomycota; Eurotiomycetes; Eurotiales; Aspergillaceae. Gene Ontology annotation, biological process: negative regulation of transcription by RNA polymerase II; rRNA processing. Bases 1 to 1572 code for a protein of 523 amino acids. Gene Ontology annotation, cellular component: nucleolus.